AUGUUUGUACCUGCAGUGUCUGUCUGGAGUGAGCUGAAGGACCUGCUGCACUAUUACUAUCCCAUUGGAAUUGAUCCCAACCGGACUCUGGAAGAGAAAUGUCCCCUCAUGGUGGAGUGGGAUGGCUUCAAGGAAUUCUUUGAUCAGCUGCACAAGAACAGUGUCCCCCUGUUCAUCUUCUCUGCUGGCGUCGGUGACGUCCUGGAGGAGAUUAUCCGCCAGGCCAGCGUCUUCUACUCCAACGUCAACGUGGUGUCCAACUACAUGGACUUUGAUGAUGACGGAGUCCUCACGCACUUCAAGGCACCCCUCAUCCACACCUACCACAAGAACAACACCGUGCUGCAGGCACAGAUUACUUCCAGCAGCUGAGCACGAGGACGAACA
This is a messenger RNA of Pseudopipra pipra, 387 nucleotides long. Its product is annotated as 7-methylguanosine phosphate-specific 5'-nucleotidase-like. Gene Ontology annotation, cellular component: cytoplasm. Gene Ontology annotation, molecular function: 5'-nucleotidase activity; magnesium ion binding. Lineage: Eukaryota; Metazoa; Chordata; Aves; Passeriformes; Pipridae. The record is from RefSeq and is a predicted model, not a curated record. The transcript is spliced from 4 exons. Bases 1 to 372 code for a protein of 123 amino acids.